Molecule: messenger RNA, 3044 nt
Organism: Zonotrichia leucophrys gambelii
Lineage: Eukaryota; Metazoa; Chordata; Aves; Passeriformes; Passerellidae
Gene: IL31RA
Product: interleukin 31 receptor A
Exons: 17
Coding region: 223-2889 (888 amino acids)
Biological process (GO): cytokine-mediated signaling pathway
Cellular component (GO): signaling receptor complex; external side of plasma membrane
Molecular function (GO): cytokine receptor activity; cytokine binding
Source: RefSeq, a predicted model, not a curated record
GGCAGCCGGGGCCGUGCGAGCAGCUGCUGCGGAGCCCUGCCCCGCUAGUGCCGGCGGCGGGCGUGGGGCGUUCUGGCCUUCGGAAUUACAGGAAAAAGCGUUAUUUGUGCUCUGCCGGGCAACUUCCCAUUUUGUCCGUCCCUUCGCGGUCGCGGGGAGGCAGAGGCCCCUGUUAAAACAAGCGUAGCUGAGUGUUUUCUGCCCAUACUUACUGAGAAGGAAAUGUUCAGCAAUUUGAUUUGGAUGUUUGUCCUGCUCUGCAUCUCUGUAACAGAUGAAAACUCCAUCAGAGAUGCUGACAUUUUUCCUUCAUCUCCUGAAAUUGAAAGAGGAUCCUCCCUGAAACUAUCCUGUGUUCUUAGAAACAACUACACGCCACAGAGAAAUGCAAGCCACAUCAUUUGGAAAUUGAAUAAUGAAUUGAUUGCUCCAGAAAACUAUAACAUUGUGAAUAAGACUGUAUCUAAUAUAACCAUCCAUAAUUUCACUUACAGCACAGCUAAUGUGGAAUGUUUAAUGAAGUACUUGGGCAAGGAACUACCUUUGGCUCACACAGAAGUUAAAUCUGGCUUUCGUCCAGACGUGCCAGAAAAUAUUUCCUGCAUUUAUUUCUAUGAUGUUAACCUCACCUGUUCCUGGAAUGCAGGAAGAGAAACAAAUCUUAUGACGAACUAUACUCUUUACCGAAAACUUGCUGCUUCUGGUGGUGCUCUUUUUCUGCCUAUCCAAGACUCCAGGAUGUCUUCUCCAGAUUUAGUUAAACCCUGCCCGGCUGGAACAGAGUCGUGUUCACUUUCUUAUGCUGACAAUGUUUAUAGCAAUGAUUUUUGUUUUCAAGUGGAAGCUAAAAAUGUUUUGGGUGCAUCCUUAACAGAGUGUGUCCCUAUACCUUUGCAAAAAAUAGAGAAAUUUGCCCCUCCUGAAAUCAUUUCAGUUAAAAAAAUCCCUGGUAUAAAGCAGUUACUUACAGUAACCUGGAAAAUGCCUGAGAAGAUUAUCCCUUUAAAACAUAUUAUUUGCCAGGUUCAAUACAGAAACUUGUAUUCAAACUUUACCGAAUUUGUCAAUGUCUCACUGAAUUCUAAGAAGAAAGUAGGAUCGUGUAAUCUCACAGGUCUGUGGGACUCCACAGACUAUUCUGUUGCCAUUCGGUGUGUCAAUAAUGAGUCAGCAUUUUGGAGUGGAUGGAGUGGAGAGAAAAAUGGAAGCACAGAAGAAAAUGCUCCUUCAGGAAAAGUGGAUUUGUGGAGAGUAAUUAAGUCUUCACGCUCAUCUAGAAAUAGAUCUGUACAUCUUAUGUGGAAGCCAUUAAAAAGCUUUCCGCCUUCUGGGAGAAUUCUAGGCUACAAAAUACAGUAUUUUCCAGAAAACAAGGCUGCACAUAAAAGGACAAACAAUUCUACUGAACCGAAAAUGACCUUACUUUUAAAUGAAGAGGCACAUAUAAUAUCUGUCACUGCUUAUAACUCUGCUGGAGAGUCUCCUGAAGCUAUUUUGAGGAUUCCAUCCCCUGAUGAAAAAUCCUCUCAGAUGAUUGAAAAAGUGGUGACCUCUACAACAAAUGAAGAAGUGGUGGUGCAGUGGAAAACCUCUGAACCAGAAAUAACCAAAUACGUGGUUGAGUGGUAUGAGGAGUUGGAGAUGGACCCUUUUGGUAGAUCAUGGCAAUAUGUAUCAAAUUCUACAAAGUGGAAAAUUAACAAAAAAAACUUCAAACCAUUUAUAUGCUAUAACAUCUUGGUGUAUCCUCUUUAUGAAAGUAAUGUAGCAGCUCCAUCCUACACACAAAUCUAUGCUGAAGAAAAAAAGCCAUCAGAAGGACCUGUGGCUGAUACAGGCAUUCUGGGGAAAAAUGAAGUUACAAUAAAGUGGAAUGAGAUUUCAAAGGCUAAAAGAAAUGGAUUUAUCACUAAUUAUACAAUAUUUUAUAAACCCAAAAAUGGAAAAGAAUUGAAUGAAACAGUGAACUCUGAUGUUCUACAAUACAGACUGAAGUCCUUACAGGCUAAUACACAAUAUACUGUUCAGAUUAUGGCAAGCAACAAAGCUGGGGGAACCAUUGGAGAGCCAAAAACCUUCAAGACUUUAAAACUGGAUAAAGAAGAUAUCUUUUUUAUUGCUAUACCUGUUGAGAUAAGCAUUUUGUGUCUGAUAGGCCUUUGGAUAACGUGUGUUUUGAAAAAACACGUGUUUAAAAAGGUUUGCUGGCCUGAUAUACCAAAUCCUGAAGAAAGUCUUGCAGUGGAAUGGCCUCUUGCUUCAUCUGUGAAUAAUUCCUUUUUGAAGAGAAUGUCAUCUCAGACCAAAACCGUAGACUUUGAAGAAAUAAAUGUUUUGGAAUACUGUUUUCCUGAAGAAAGUCAGGAAGGGUCCCUACUAAUAAAUUAUGACAACCAUGUUUCUGAAUGUACUGGUAUUAAUACAAAAGGCAUAACUAACAGAGAUGAAAAGAUACUGCAUAAUGAAGAGAAUGAAGCUGCUAAAAGUUUUUCCCCAUCCAUGCCUUAUAUAAUUACUGAUCAAUUUACCAGAAGUCAAAUGCAUUCAGCUUUCAUACCAGUGAAGGAAGUCCAGCCCAUAGAAAUGGUGGCAAGUGAUUUGUGUGGAUGCCAGCAGAAUCCAAUUAAAAAUGAAGAAAAUGACAAUGAGGAAGUUUUAAACCUGGAAGAUUUCAAUGAAAAGACACUGUUCAAUCCGUACCUUAAAAAUUCAGUUAAAACAAGGGAAUUUCUUAUUUCUGAGAGCUUGCCAGAGCACAGUACAGAAGAAUGCAGAAGCCAGUCAGGUGCCUUACUUCCUUUUCAACCAAAUGUUCUGGCACAGUCUUACAUAACAGUGGACAUGUUCAGGGUGGCCAAAGGUCAGCAGUGUGAGAGGGCUCCGUUAUAAAAUCCUCCUGUGAGAUAUCCCUGGGCACUGCUGCUCACAGGCAGUCACAUGUUCUGAGGUGGCUGAGCUCGGUUAAUUUGGAUGGGAGCACCCUCUUCCUUCAAAUAGUUGUGAAUUAGUUUGUUAUGCUGUGUGUGUAUGUCAGAGUUCACUUU